Molecule: messenger RNA, 11406 nt
Organism: Sorex araneus (European shrew)
Lineage: Eukaryota; Metazoa; Chordata; Mammalia; Eulipotyphla; Soricidae
Gene: UBE2V2
Product: ubiquitin conjugating enzyme E2 V2
Exons: 4
Coding region: 349-666 (105 amino acids)
Biological process (GO): protein K63-linked ubiquitination; DNA damage tolerance
Cellular component (GO): nucleus
Source: RefSeq, a predicted model, not a curated record
CCCCGGGGGUCGCUGCGCCGUCGCCCUGCGCUCGGCCGGGGGUCUCCCGGGGGUCGCGGCCGUCCGGGGGACGCGGGACGCCCUGGUCGCGGCCGGCGCCGGAGUUUUUUCGGAAUCUGGGUUCUGUCUGCCCCAAACACCCCGGGAGCGAGGAACGGGUGCGACGAGGGCCAGCCUGGGGCCCCGGAGCAGCCUGCGCGACCCCCGCGGCGUCUCUCUGCUCGCCGCGCCUGGCUUUCGGAAGGAGUUAAGGUUCCUCGUAAUUUUCGCUUGUUGGAAGAACUUGAAGAAGGACAAAAAGGAGUAGGCGAUGGUACGGUUAGCUGGGGACUUGAAGACGAUGAAGAUAUGACACUUACAAGGUGGACAGGCAUGAUUAUUGGGCCACCAAGGACAAAUUAUGAAAACAGAAUAUAUAGCCUGAAAGUAGAAUGUGGACCUAAAUACCCAGAAGCUCCUCCAUCAGUUAGAUUUGUAACCAAAAUUAAUAUGAAUGGAAUAAAUAAUUCCAGUGGAAUGGUGGAUGCACGGAGCAUACCAGUGUUAGCGAAAUGGCAAAAUUCAUAUAGCAUUAAAGUUGUACUUCAAGAGCUAAGACGUCUAAUGAUGUCCAAAGAAAAUAUGAAGCUUCCACAGCCACCAGAAGGACAAACAUACAACAAUUAAUUUUAAUGGAUCUCAAACGUCUUAAAUCAACAACCUUCUACUCAUGUUAAUGUCUUGAUUAAAUAUCACAAUGCAAAAUACCCACACAUUAAGUAAAAGAAUUCCAGCUGGCAAAACAUGACCUGGACAUUUAUAAGAAUGUAUGUACACCCAUUAUGUUUUCAGGUAACAGGAGGAAAGAUGCAGCACAAUUUUUUUCUCUUGUUAAGGCACUGUCAUUUAGGCAUAAGCCUGGAGUACUCAAAAUAGAAUCCAGGUUUGCACGGUGAAAGCACGGUGAGAAGGGUCAGGUGGCUGAAACGCCGGUCUCGCCAGAAGGAAAACCAGAAAUGGCAUGCUUUAUCCAUCCUAGUGAAGGCUACCGUUCCAAUUGUCUAAAGUAGCAGGUAAAAUGAAUAUUGUCACAAAUUGUGUUCAGUUUUAAAGCAGUGUGGGUGCUGAUUAGUAGUAGUAUCAAAAGUAAGUUCAGGAUUGUUUCGAUACCUGUAUUUAUAAUUUAAAAAAAAAUGUCGUGGGGAGGUCAAUGAAUUUCUGUUAAAAGCCGUUCCUGUGUGUUACAUGUAACAGACAUGGUAAAUAUUUGUUUACAGUCUUUGACAAACCAUGCUAUAAGUUUAAGUGAAAUCAACAAAAAGGAAAUAGGUGUAUGGCUAUGUGAUUUUGAGAUUAAAGUUAGUCUUGAAAUGUAAAUAAAAUGUGGAAUAUGUCCUCAGAAACUGUGCCAUUUCUAUUGAUGUGGUAUAUGUAUAGUACCUUCCUGAGGUAGCAGAAAUUAGAAUUCCUGUGGCUUUUCAUCUCUACACACUGUUUAUCCUGUUUUCUACAUGUGGUAUUUGCAGAGUAUUUCAAAAUGACCUAAUUAGUUUAAUCUCUUUGGAGAAGGAGUCCUAACGUUCAUAUUUUGAGUUUGAUUUCUCCAGAAAUACAAAGAUGUUGUAAUUCUAGCAAUUCUUAAAGAAUUGUCGAUUGCAAAGCAUCCCAAUAUACAUUUGGAUUUUUUCUUUAUAGUUUAUUUCUUUCUUUCUGUGCUAAAUCAUUUUUUCUCCCCUUUCAAAUACUAACUUGGAUUAAUUUUGAGUACUCCACUUACCCUCUGCUUCAGCAAAUAAGUAAUUCUGAAUUGAGAGUUUAUUUAUUUAUAUUCUAUGUUUACCAAGUGAUAUGAGACUUAAGCUCCCCCUGCGCGCCUCCCCUCGCCUUCCCCCCACACACCUCAAUUUUAAAGCACUUGGGUAUUCUGCUUGUCGAAAAUAAUUCUCAUGAAUUCACUGAAGAAAAUAGAUGACCAGGUAACAAGGAUGGAGUUCUCAAAUUUGCCCUGGCAUGUUUUCAUCAAGUUCAUUAAAAGUUAGAGAGUUGAGCUACUUUUAUUAGGUCAGUAAUACAUUAAAGUCUAAUUUCAACAUGGUUAUUCUAAUUUAAUUAUCAAAGAUAUUUGAUGCUUUAAAAUAAGAUAGAUAUUAUAGACUUACAAAUUAGUGCAUGUGUAAUUUAUUAAAAUGAACCAUUACCUUGGAAUGUAUUCUUAAUAGUUUUAAAUGACUGAAGUAUAGUGAAUUACACUGAUCAUAUAUAAGUGUUUGAUGGUUUUUAAUGGUCUGCACAGUCUAUAACAUGUUCUUUUUCACUUUUUAAAAUGUGACUUGUGAUAAAUGGGCUCUUAUCCAUUUGAAAGCCAUUAAAUUUUAUAUAUCAGUGGGCUAAAAAUCUGGGAACUUUGAUCUCUUAUCCUUUUUUUUUCUAGAUCCAUUACUGUGAAGGUUUCCCACCAUUCCCCUCCACUCUCCUCCUUAAUAUAUGCUGUGUUGGACCUAAAAUGCUUAUUUGACCUCUUGUUUUAGGGACUAUGGAUCACUGCAGAAUUCUGUACACCAGUUAACCAAUUUCCAGAAUCCAUUUUUGCAUGUGACAGUCAAGAUAUACAUGGCAAUCUAGGACACUGACUAAUGGGUGGAGUUAAUCAGAGCCACUCUUAAUAAUAGAAGCAUUUCUAAGAGCAAUUUCAAACCAAUUUCUCCUUUGCUUUGUAAAUUGGUGAGGCUGUAGGAGUAUGUAGUGUAAUGUAAACGAACUGUAAAAUUGCUUUAGAAAUUUGUUUAAAGGCCUAGCAGGUGAGACCCUUGGGGGGUGAUUAUAUAUUAAUAAAGAUUAAAAAAUUAAAAUUCUUGUCCUACUAGGUCAGUGUUAUGCUUCAGUGCUUUCUGAUUGCUCAAAUUUCUUGAGACUUGAUAAUUGAAAAAUAUUUUUUCCCCUGGUAUUUUAAAGUAAUGGCAUUUCUUGUACAUUUAAGUGUGACUUACAGGUUCUGGAACAUUGACAUUUAUAAGGAUAGUCAAUGGUAUUUAAGUCUAUUUUAGUAGAAAAACUUUCUUCUAAAUUAUUCUUCUAAAGAAUUUAUCAUAUUUCAAAUUUGAGUAAAUGAUUGGGUAGUGAAUUAAUUUGACUCAUAUAAAGUUUAUUAAUCUGAUCAACUCAUUGAUUUAAAUAUUUUCCUGCUAAGUAUAUCUUGUUAAUAAAUACAUAUUAAAUUCAUAUUUUGAAAUUUUAAGAAUUUAGCUAGAAAAUAGUUCUUAAUAAGAUUUGGAAUAUAUGGUUGGUGCAUCUUGGAAUUAGAGCCGUUGUUCAGAACUAUGGUAAUUGCUUUUUGUUUUAUUUGUUUUUUGAGCCACCCCUGGCAGUGCUCUGGGGCUCCUCCUGGCUCUGUGCUAGGGAGCUGCUCCUGGUGAUGCUCAGGCCUCACAGUGGCUGUGCUCAGAGCUGGGCCUUCCGCCCGGAUGUGGAUUCCUUCACGAGCGUAUGUCUAUGACCUUAGGUAUGUUUAAAAGAAUAUAAGAACUCAUGAUGAAAUCUAGUGUUCUGGAUAAUAGAAUUGGGGAGGUACUUACGGGGUUCUUCCCCCAAGAUUUUCUCUCAUGACUGUAUAUUUUAGCCUACCUGUAUGGAAUAAUAGUAUCAUUGACUGUUGGGCAAGACUAAAAGGAUCUGAUUUUGCUUUUCUGAUGAAUAAGAUUUUGCUUCAUUGACUUGGAUAUUUUUGCAAAAAGAUUUCAAAUCCCAAGAUUCUGGAAGCCCUAUCUUUUACAUGUGAAAUGGAAGCAUUAUGAAAAGGGAUGGAUGGAAGCUCUAGCAAUUCACUCCUAGUACUCUGUUUACCUAAAAGAGAAUUCAUAGAAAUAGAAUUUUUAAGAAAAUAGAAUUUCUUUUAUCUCAAAAUCAACAUGCCUUAUGGUGGUUUUUAAGUAGAUGAGAUCUUACUGUAGUUCUUCUGAAAAUGUUGGGGUAUUUUUAGUUUUGUGGCAUGCAAAAUUAAAAAGUAGACCAUUAACAUUUUUUAAGAACGAAAUGAAGACAUAUGGUGAUACCGAACAUUUAAGUGACAAGUGAAAGCCACUAUUUUGUGCAGUAAGUUAUUACUUACACACACACACACACACACACACACACAAAAAAAAAAAAACCAUUGACUAAGAAGUAAUUAGUAAUUGCCAGUGUGCUAAAUGUAGAAUAUUGUGACUUAAAUUUACUCAUGCACUGAUCACUCAUUUUCACUUAACUAGUUUGGGUUUUUGUUUGUUUUGGCUUUUGAGCCAUACCAGGUGGUGCUAGGGCUCGCUCCUGGCUCUGUGCUCAGGGUGCCGGGCAUGGAGCCUGGGCUGCCCGUGCACGCAAGGCAAGCGCCUUACCCACUGUGCCAUCUCUCCGGCCCAUAGUUGCUUAGUUUGGGGCUAGAUCAUUUUAAUACCCAAGUGAAAGUGACUUGACUUCACAAGAAAAGUGAAAUAUCUAAUUGUUUUUGUUGGUGGUAGGGGUUUGGGCCACACCCAGCAGUGCUCAGGGGCUACUCCUGCCUGCAUGCUCAGGAGUUUUAUGGUUCCUGGCAUAGCCAGAGAUCAAAUUGGAGUGGGUUGCAUGCACUGAACCCUGCACUGUUUCUCCAGUCCUCUAGCUGGUUCUUGGGCCUUUGUUUGUUUUUAAAUUGAGGUAUUAAUUGCCCGGACUUUUAAAUCUUCAGUAAUGUAUGGAUUUCUCUAACCAAAACACCAAAAAAAAAAAAAAAACCACCAACAACUUUGUUUUUGGUUUUGGCUCUAACUUACCUUGAAUUAUUUUUACUGAAAAUAUUGUUAAUGCAUAAAACAGUACAAAAGCUUAUGUUCUUAGUCAUUUAUACAGAAAUUACUAUAAUGUAGAGGUUGCUUCAUUGAAUUAAUCUCCACUUGAAAUGUAAAUAUCGGUUAUGUCUCUUCUUGGCUUUUAAAUUUAUUUUUUUGUUUUAAGUUUUGCUGUGUCUGCAUAUGGUGUGGAGCCGGGCUUCCAGGUUUCUGUGCCUUUCUCCUCUUUCCACACUGCUGUGACAGCAUCAUUGUCAUGUGACCUUACCUUCACUUGGUAUAUCUACAACUAAGUCUGCUUCUUUGGAGUCCAUUUUGCAGAGAAUACAUUAAGAAAUUUUAAUCACUAAUACGUUAAAGCUAAAUGUGUGAUUCUCCAAGCUCAGUGGUAGGAAUGGUGACUCCGUUUAUACUUUAGAAGGUAAACUGCAGUGAGAGGCAGCCCGGUCCCUCUCGGGGACUGCCGGGGCCUUCACGCCCUCACCUGGACUCUGCGCUCUCCGGGCCAUCAGCCUUCGGUCAUUCCUGUUCUUAUGGGCAGUGUGUUCCCGUGGAGACUGCUGUGAGCUCUUCCCACUUGCUUUCCUCCAACACUUCCCUUUGACAUCACGGCACUGACGGAAAACUCGAGAAAGAUUGGUUCACCCGCUGGCAUCUUGCCUCUGCCCUGAGUCCUCUCCCCUCCUAUGCUGUUUACUGCCUCUAGUGUUGUCAUUCUUGCCCCGGCACUAACUCUCCUUUUUUCCAGUACAGGGGAUUGAACCCAGGGCUUCUGACCUGCAGUUUGUGUUUUGUGAGCCACGCUUUUCCCUCUCGCUCUCCUAAUAUGCAUCACUCUGAUUUACAGGUUGCUUGCUCUGUCACCAUUGUUCCUGGCAGCAGUGUCUUAAUGUCCUGAAUUUUUUUGUUUUAAUUGCUACUGAAAGUUGAUAUCUCAGCAGCCAUGUAUGGUGAACGGUGGUAGUGACCAUCACUAAUAAAAAUGUAAAAUUAUAAAUGUAUUUAAAAUUUUAGUGACACCAAUUUGAAUUUAAAGCAUAGCUGGUGUUUCUAAAUUAUAACAAAAAUAGGUGUUUUCUUGAAAUUUUUGUUUGUUUGUUUUUGGGCCAUACCCAGCAGUGUUCAGGGGCUAUUCCUGAUUCUUAGGGGUGACCCUGGUAGACAUUAGUGGGAGAACAUCUGAGAGAGUGUGGCAUGGGGGUUUGAGCCACUCAGCCACAAGCACCUUAGCGCCAGUACUCUCGCCAGUCCUCCUUGCCGAGGUGUUUUGAGAUUAAACCUAUCUCCUUGGAGAAACAUUUCUGUCUACAGAGAAGUGUGAAUCCUAAAUUACUAAAAUCAUGACUGCCUGAAGCGCAGUAGCUUCUUUGCCUUGUGCCAUUUUCAUCAGUGCUUCGGGCUACUCCAUUUCUGUGCUUGCAGGUGCUUGUCCCAGCAGUGCUCAAGAGACCCAGUGGUGUCUGGGGUUGAACCCAGCCCCCUGCAUGCAAUGCACGUGCUCUGUCUCCAGCUUCUAAUUGUCGUGGGCCACACUGGCAGCACUCAGGGAUCACUUUGGCUCUGCGCUCAGGAAUUAUUCCUCGUGUGCUCAGGGGACUUUGUGGGGUACCGGGAUCAAAUCCGGGUUCGCAGUGUGCGAGGCACGCGUCCUCCCUGCUGUGCUGUUGCUCCAGCCCCUGAGUAACAGUUUACGAGUUCCCUCUUUCUAACAUGCUGGGAUGUUGGUCAGGCCCUCCCUCUAAGUUCUUGUAAAGUGGUUAUGGAUGACAUAGAGUCGACGGGGUGACAAGAGUGGUUGAAAAGUCCAGGAGUACCUCACGAUAUUCAUUUUUUUUUUUAAAUUUUGGUUUUUGGGCCACACCCAGCAAUGCUCAGGGGUUACUUCUGGCUCCACAUUCAGGAAUUACUCCUGGCGGUGCUCGAGGACCAUAUGGGAUGCUUGGGAUCAAACCCAGGUUAGCCACAUGCAAGGCUAACACCCUACCUGCUGUACUAUCGCUCUGGUCCCCUAGCCUGUUUUUAAUAAGAUUUUUUUUGAUUACUUCAAGUUUUGCUUCCUACCCUAACUUUCCUUCAUUCAUGUAUUUUCCCCAUAUAUUAAAAUAAUUCUCAGUCAUUUGUGAGUAUCUGUUCUUUAUGAAUGUUGUCAAAGGUAGUACUGACAAGAACACUAGAGAACUACAAAGGAAUGGAAGCACACGAGCUAGCCAGUCAGUUAACAUUGUCGUGCCACCUCAGCUUACUCCCAUUUUUGAACAUAAAACACGAUAGAAUCACAUAAGUUUCGGGCAUUGCCCUCUGUUCUUCAAGAGUGAUGUUGCAGAAUCCCCCCUCUCCCAACACGCCACCCCACAUAGUCCUGGGCACUUCCCGAGAGGAGGGCUCACACCUCCCUCAUCCUCGGUUCCCAAUAGUAUGUGCUCUGAUUCUGGGCAGGUCAUGGUUAUUCAGUUGGGUUUUACCUAGUAAAACUUUAAAUGUGGGUUAAUAGUUGCUGAUAAUUCCUCUGCCAGGUGUUAAAAGACCGAAUUUUAAUGCUGCCUCACAAUUUUGUGAUAUUGGUCAUUUGAUUUUAAUUAGCCAGUUACAGCACUUCAUUACCUCAACCAAAAUACUUGUAUCUUCUACAACCUGUCAUUGCACAGUGAUGUCAACUACUUCUUGGGUGGGGUGGUGGGGUGGUGAUGGUGCUCAGGGCUUACUCAGCUGUGCACUCAGGGAUUACUCCUGGCAGGGCUGGGAGGCCAUAUGGGGUGCCAGGAAUUGAACCUGGGUUGGCCACGUGCAAGGCAAGUGCCCUCUGUCCUAUCACUCCAGCCCAAGGGUCCGGUUCUUAGAGUACAAUCUAAUGGGGUUUAGAGAUCGGCAAAUAGGCGGUUUGUCUAAUGGUAAUUGCAAAAAGAACUGAAGUGAUGGCAUUUGAGAAACAUUCAGAGGCACACCUAGUAAGACUGAAUCUUUAAGGUUACUGAAAAAAUGUUCGGAGAUCCAGCAUGUCUUAUAAAGCAGGUGUGAUACUGCCUAAACACUGAUUUCUCCUAUGCGCUAUUUGGUUAAAAGGCAGUUUGCUGGAAUCACUGAUCGGGAAUAGGCACGUCGUAAUCCACCAUGUGUCAGAAGUAUUUUUAUUGCUGAAAAGUAUGCCUUCUAAAAACUGAAGUUUUUUUGAACUGCUGUCUUUAAAAUGAAGGGCAAAGAUAAACCCCAGGAUGUCUUCCAGAACUUUGCAUCUGCUCAGUUUCUAAAUAUUUGUUCUAUCUUGGAUUGAAACUUUAGUGAGUUAUGUAUAAGUUGAAACAGAUAUUUGCAAAGUGAUGUUGGCAACAUUAUUUUCUUCCUCUUUAGUGUGAGAUGUAGACAUUGGUUGUUUUCUGGGGAAGGUGUGUAUGAUUGAGGAAGUAGGAGGUAUAGUGAACUGUAAUUCUGCACCCAGCAAUGCUAAGGGGUUACUCCUGGCUCUGCACUCAGGACUCACUCCUGGUGGUGCUCAAGGGGCCAUAUGGGAUACUGGGGAUCGAACCCGGGUCAGCCACGUGCAGGGCAAACACGCUCCCCACUGUACUAUCGCUCUGGCCCCCUGGACUGUAAUUUUUAUCGUGACAGUGUGAUUGUCUGAGGACAGGCUGACAGAUGUAAGAGACAGACAGAAAGGAUGGUGGUGGUGUCAAGUUUAGCUUUUCUCUGAAGCCCUGCUCCCUUCUGACCCUUCCUAUGGCCAUAUGAGCUGUUAACAUCUGUUUAACAUCUGUACUCAUCUGUGUUGUUUUUCUGUCCUAAUGUGAGUUACAGACUGAGCUAGAAGUGUUGGUGUGCUUCAUUCAUGAGUUCGUGUAGUCCAAGCCUUGGCACAGCCUCACCCACUGAGCAGAAACACAGAUUACUGACCUUCAGUGUGAGUUGGACAGCAGUGUUGGAGCAGCAUCGGGGAUGUUGGUGUCGGGCGGGCGUUGAGGAGGUCAGUCCGUAAUGCCAGAUAGGGGCAUCGUAGAGAGCAGUGCCACCAGCCUCGCCUGCUCCUCUCUCCCAGGCGGGGGUGGCGCGUGCCUCCAGGUGCCCUGUUACUCCCUGGCGCUGGCGGGGCUGCACUGCUCCAGGAGGCUGAGCCCUCCAGCACUGGGCCCUGGGCCUGCCGCCCGGUAGCUGGGAGCGAAGCUCUGUCCUCGCACACGUCAGCAGGUCCUACAUUUCUGCUCCUCAGCGUUGAGAUAACAAACUGUAUAGAUAUAUGUAAAUUAUAUACGAGAUUAUAUUUUAUAUAUUGACUCAUUUUACAGUUUACAAUUCAUAUUUUUUAGUAUUUUUCACAGGAUCAUGUAGCUAUAACCACAGUCUUAAUUCCAGAACAUUUUAGGAUAGAGGAUGUUUAAGCUGUUCCCACCUUUUGGCUGUUAAAACUAAACUUAAAAAUAUUUGCGUAUAAGUUUUUGUUUAAGGUAUGUCUUCAUUUCUCUUGGGUGUGCAGGACCAGUUUUUAGGAGUGUAAUUGCUUAGUCAUUUGCUAACUUUGUAUUUGCUCAUUUGAGGGAUUGGGUAGCUUUUUCCUCAUUUUAUGUUCCUAUCUGUAGUGUGUGAGCAUUUUAAUGUCUUUGUUAAAAUGCUCCAUAUCCUCACUAAUGACUAUUGUUUCGACUUGAUGCUUGUCACCCGGAUGGGUGUAAAGUAAGACUUCAUUGUGUCUUCCUAAUGUAAUGUUCUGAGCAUCUUUUUGCACAUUACUGGCUAUUUGUUUUCUGCACAGAAAUGUCUGUUCAGAUCCUUUAAAACUUUUGGUUAUUUCUCAUUUUGUUGAAUAUGAGUUCUUACAUAUCCUUUAUACUGAACCUUUCCAAGUAUAUGGUUUGCAGAUAUUUUCUCCCAUUCUUUAGGUUCUUUGGAGGAAGAGUGGGAGGGGCCGUGAGAGACCACACACCACGGUGCGUGGGGAGCCCUGUGGGGUGCUGGUGCCGGGUGCGAGGCUUUUCUUGAGAGCAUUCUGUUUCAGGAGAGUUUCAUUUUGGUGCAGCCCAGUGUUUCUAAUGCUUCCGUUUCUUUGUUACUUGGACCUUUGAUGCUCUAUUUAAGGAAUCACACGAAACCACUUCCUGGUCCAAAGUCAUUGUACUGGCUUCAUGUGGCAGCUCUGGCAGUUACAGGAACCCGCUAGUGAACAGUGGUAUGAGUUUUGUAGCUGUGGUUGGUAUCUACGGUCAGUUGGAGCCAAGUAGAGGAGCUCAGCUAGUCAGUGGAGCGCUUCAAGACCCAACCAGGUUUCUGACAGGAGAAGAUAAGCUUCAAAGAACAUGCUUGCUAUUUUCUUUUAGGUUUUUUUUUUUUCGGUCACACCCAGUGGUGCCCAAUACCCAUUGGUGCUCAGGGGGCCAGGUGGUGCUGGGGAUGAAACCGGGGCCUUCUGAAUGUAAAUGCACUGCGCUAGUGCUGAGAGCUCUCCUCUGGCCAGAGUUCUGCUUCACCGUACUGGCAUCAAGUCGUGCCUGAAUUGGCAGUUCUGCUGACCUGCCCUGUAUACAUUUAGGAGCAAAUAGGUCCCACAGUUACUUAGGCUAAUUUUUAAAAUUAAAUUUCUUAUUUAUCUAAUAUAUCACUAUGUAUAUCUAUUAUCUCCUCCUCAUUCCGACUUAAGGAAAAGACUCACAACUGUAUUUUGUGUUAGCUGUUAGGUUCUCAAUUCGUUUUGAUUGUUUUUUGUGUGUGAUGUGAGGGAGGGUUCCAAAUACAUUCAUGGCAUGUGGAUAUUGACUUUUCCGCAUGAGAACAGCGCAGUCCCAUUUGUUGAAUGGUAUUGGGCCUUGUUUGUGGAUUUAAUUCUGUACUCCAUUUUAUUGAUCUACAGAUUUCUCCUUAAUGCCAGCCUUGUACUGUAUCCUUGGAUUAAAUUUUAAAGUCAAGAAGUGUGGAUCUUUUUAUCUUGUUUUUGUUUUUUUCCAAUAAUUGGAGAAAGUUAUCCUGGGUCCUCCACUUUUCCAUAUGAAUUAUAGGAUCAUUUUAUUUAUGUGGAAAAAUAUUUGAAAUUCUGGAAGAGUUCAUAUUGAAUUUGAAGAUUGCUUUGGAAAAGUGUAUGUAUUCUUCCAGUCAUGACCAUGGUUGAUUUCCAUUUAUUUACAUCUUUUAAACUUUCUUUCAGCAGUGUUUUAUAAUCUAAUGUGUUGUAUUCUUUUUGAUGGUACUAUAAGUGGAAUUGUUUCCUUAAUUUUCAGAUAAUUCAUCACAGUAACUGAUUUUUGUAUAUUAAUUUUGUAUCAAUUUUUUGUAGGCUCCCUGAUUGAGAAGUUAGAUAUACUCUGUUGGUCUAACCUGUUUGUAUCAGAAUUAUAUUGGUUUUAUAUUUUUAAGUAUCCACUUACUAGUCUUUUACUACUUUUUAUUACAAAGUAGCCUUUACAUGAUCCCGGGCAAUGCCCAGUUGUCAGCUACAGAGACAGGCUGAAGUCAUGUCAUAAAGUGAGCUCCAUUUUUAACUGAAGUUUUCUCCUCUUUCCCAAAUACUGUCUAACAUUUGACUCUUGCUUCCUUAUUUGUUAGAUAUGUGCUUAGAACAAAGGAUGUUAUUCAUGUACAGAGGAGAGAAUUACCACGUAGGGAAUGGAAAUGAAGCACGUGCAAUAAAAUCAGCAGUAUGAAAAUCAACAUU